CGCUCCCUUUCAGUUUCUCCUUUUCUUUGCGGCACACGGCGAAGGUGGCAGUGUAGUGUAGUACAGUGUUCAGUGAAAUCCUCGGCUGAAGAUGGCUUUAGAAGAACCAGUAGCUAAAAAACCCAAGUUGGAAGAGAAAGAACUCAGCCAGAAUAUGCUCUUUGGAAUGGGCAACCCACUACUGGACAUUUGUGCUGUGGUUAAUAAAGAUUUCCUUGACAAGUUUGGACUUAAGCAAAACGAUCAGAUAUUAGCAGAAGAGAAGCACAAAGCUUUGUUUGAUGAGCUUGUGAAAAGGUUCAAAGUAGAAUACCAUGCUGGCGGCUCAACACAAAACUCUGUUAAAAUUGCCCAGUGGAUGAUUCAACAGCCGCAUAAGGUUGCCACAUUCUUUGGCUGUAUUGGCACUGAUAAGUUUGGCGAAAUCCUGAAAAGGAAAGCAGAAGAGGCCCAUAUUGACGCUCAUUACUAUGAACAGAGUUUGGAGCCAACAGGAACUUGUGCAGCCUGUAUAACUGGCGACAACAGAAUGUGCUCAUACGAAAAAGUCCUCAAGGCUGGAAGAACCCAUGGUUAUAGGUCCCUUGUUGCAAACCUUGCAGCAGCCAAUUGUUACAAAAAGGAAGAUCAUUUGGAUAUAGAAGAAAAUUGGAAGCUUGUUGAAAAGGCAAAGGUCUACUACAUUGCAGGUUUUUUCCUUACAGUUUCUCCAGAGUCCACACUGAAAGUAGCUAAACAUGCCUCUGAGCACAACAAGGUCUUUGGCUUGAACUUGUCAGCACCAUUUAUCAGCCAGUUCUACAAGGAGCCGAUGAUGAAGGUUAUGCCCUACGUGGAUAUCAUUUUUGGAAAUGAAACGGAGGCUGCCACUUUUGCAAGAGAGCAAGGCUUUGAGACAGAAGAUAUAGAAGAAAUUGCAAGGCGGGUACAGAAGUUGCCAAAGGUAAACAAGAAGAGACAGCGAAUUGUAGUCUUCACCCAAGGGAAAGAUGGCACCGUAGUCACCAGUGGUGAUGAAGUAACCAUUUACCCUGUUUUAGAAAUUGACCAGAAAGAUAUUGUGGACACUAAUGGUGCUGGAGAUGCAUUUGUUGGAGGUUUCCUGUCCCAGCUUGUAUACGAACGGCCCCUGGAGGAGUGCAUUCGUGCUGGCCACUAUUCAGCCAAUGUCAUCAUCAGACGGGCUGGGUGUACAUUCCCAGAGAAGCCAGAAUUUCACUAAAAGCUGAGAAUGAGUUCGGGAACAAGAGUCAUCCCUGUUUCGAGGGGACAGCUGCCUCAUCCUUUUACCACCAACCCCUAUCUUUCUUUUUUUGCUUUUUAAUUGAACCACACUUUCCCUCCAGUGCCUGCAUUUUGACUUCUGUACUACUUUUCAUCACAUUCUGGUUAAUUUCCGGUUCACAAAGGUGCAUUUUGUGGAUAUUUUCUAAUUACUUAAUAGGAGACCUGGCAUUAUUUACAGCUCUCUUAUUAAAAAGAAAAGUGUUACCUUAAUAGCUUUAUUAAGCAGAUACAGUUAAAUGUAAUGUUCUUGUAAUUGUAUUUUAAUAUGUUGACUGACUAUGUUUGCGGAAUUUAAAUGAUACAUUUUAGGCACAAAUUCAUGCGAUCUCAUGAAUAAUGCGAAUGUGUCUAUUUAAGUAAUGUAUUUUUACAGUUCAAUUGUAAUUACACGGUUGUGGCUGUUUUAAGGGAAUUGUUUUAUAAUAAUAAAAUAACAAGAAUUAAAAGAAAAUUAAAGUUAAAUGCAGAGAUAUUUAUGCAGGAUUUUAUAUCAAAACAUACCAAAAUAAAUCUCGAAGCGCACAGGUUUCAAAACUUUAUUUUUACUUUUUUUUUUUUUUUUUUUUUUUUUUGAUGGUUCUGGACUUUUGGAUGAUAUGGUCAGUGUGUGUUUCUGCAGGGAUCAAUUCUCUGUCUGUAUUAGUUCAGUGCACUCUGCCAUCUCAGACUUGAAGAAUAAAAAUGUCAACAACCCUA
Messenger RNA from Erpetoichthys calabaricus (reedfish), 1983 nucleotides. RefSeq names its product adenosine kinase-like. The coding region runs from base 92 to 1222 and encodes 376 amino acids. The record is from RefSeq and is a predicted model, not a curated record. Gene Ontology annotation, cellular component: cytosol; nucleus. NCBI's taxonomy places the organism in Eukaryota, Metazoa, Chordata, Cladistia, Polypteriformes, Polypteridae. Gene Ontology annotation, biological process: purine ribonucleoside salvage. Gene Ontology annotation, molecular function: adenosine kinase activity. The transcript is spliced from 12 exons.